Messenger RNA from Anoplophora glabripennis (Asian longhorned beetle), 2010 nucleotides. RefSeq names its product lysophosphatidylcholine acyltransferase. Lineage: Eukaryota; Metazoa; Arthropoda; Insecta; Coleoptera; Cerambycidae. The transcript has 11 exons. The coding region runs from base 1 to 1869 and encodes 622 amino acids. Gene Ontology annotation, molecular function: calcium ion binding. The record is from RefSeq and is a predicted model, not a curated record.
AUGCGGGACGACCACGAAUUUAACAUAAAAUUUGUAAGCGUUGUAGAGGCAUAUCCCUGUCUGUAUGACAAUACGCGGGAGGAUUAUCAUAUGAACCAUGUGCAAGAGUGGGCCUGGGCCAAAAUUGCGAAAGACAUUGGAGAAGGAGACCAAGAGACCGAAGAGCUUGAACCCGAACAAUUAGGAAGUCCAAAUGAAGUUGGAAAUUACAAAAACAACCACGGGAAAAAGCACGAUAGUGAUGAUGAACAGUCGAUUACUGAAGACGUCAACCAGGAUGUAUCAGAUGUAAUUUUAUCUCAGCGAGAUAGUUUGGAAAAAAACGAUUCUCUUAAUCCAAAGCAAGGAAAACAAAAAAAAAGUCUAUCCAGUUCGUCAGUACUCAGUGAAAAUACUCGUAAACCUAAAAGAAGUAAAACUACUCAGAAUGAAGAAACUUUGGAAGUCACUGCUAUAUUCACUGUCGUCCUUUUACCGAUACGAGUAGCUAUAAUAUGUUUCUUCGUAACUGCUGGUUGGAUAUUUGCCAGUAUUGGUUUAUGGGGUGUUACAGAAAAGGAACUGCGUGACAAACCUUUGGCUGGAUGGAGAAAGAAAAUGAGAACCAUUUUAUGCUUUUUGGGAAAAAGCACUUUUCGAGCUGGUGGCAUGAAUGUUAUUGUAAAAGGCAGACAAGCCAGCAGAUCUGAGGCUCCUAUACUAGUCGCUGCUCCUCACUCGACGUUUUUGGAUGGGGGUAUUAUCUAUGUUAUCGGUUUUCCCUCCACUAUAUGCAGACGUGAAAGUGGGGCUAAUAACCAUAUAGGAAAAUUAAUUAACUUCACCCAGCCCGUAUAUGUGUGGAGAGACGAUCCCGACUCCCGUCAAAAUACAAUAAAAGAGAUUAUAAAUAGGGCUACAUCGGACUUGGAUUGGCCCCAAAUAUUAAUCUUUCCAGAGGGAACCUGUACCAAUAGGUCCUGCCUGAUAACGUUCAAGCCAGGCGCAUUCUAUCCUGGAGUUCCCAUCCAGCCCGUGUGCAUUCGAUAUCCCAACAAAUUAGAUACAGUUACAUGGACUUGGGAAGGCCCUAGUGCGUUAAAGCUUUUAUGGCUCACACUUACCCAGCCCUAUAGCAACUGCGAAAUUGAAUUUUUGCCCGUAUACACUCCAAGCGAAGAAGAGAAACGUGAUCCAAAAUUGUUCGCAAACAAUGUCAGGGCUAUAAUGGCUAAAGCAUUAGGAGUUCCAGUAGUCGAUUACUCUUACGAUGAUUGCAAAUUGAUGACAAAGGCCAAAGAAAUGAACCUGCCAUAUGCCACAUCUUUAGUCGAAGUUAGAAAGUUAAGACGGACGUUGGGCUUAGAAAAUACCAAUAUCGAAGAAAGUUUUUUAAAUUCGAGUUUUAUAUGUGAGAAGAGGAUGCAGAUAUGCAGGAUUACAUAUAUAGAAUUCACAAGACUAUUAAAUAUUUCUACAGAAAAUACAAUAGCGUACCAGCUGUUUAAAAUAUAUGAUAAGCAUAACACUGGCGUAUUAGAUUUUAGGGAAUAUUUACUUGGUGUUUUGGGCAUUUCGAAAGAUAGAAGUACAUUGGAAGUGCUUCAAAUAGCAUGUAAAAUAUAUGAUCGCAGUGGGUAUGGUAGAUUAUCACCAGAAGACUUCUGUAUGGCGGCAUGUCAAACUUUAGCUUUGAGUAAAGAAUAUGCUUUAGAAGUAUUUGAUCAAGUAGAUAGAAAUCAACUCGGAUACAUAACAUUUGAAAAUUUUGUUACUUAUGCGAGGAAGAAGGCUGAGUUUACUAGUUUAUUCAGUUUAAGUCCAGAAGAAAAAUUCCAACAGCGAAAUGGAGAAAUUUGUCCAAACUACUACAGUAAAAAAGUUGAUUGAUAUUUAUUUGUUAAUCAUAUGUAAUUUACCUUUGGACACACCAAUGCAGCCAUUAUUUAUCGCAACUAUUUUCUAUUUAAAAAUAUUAUAUAUCUUACGUCAAACAAUUAAAGAAGUUGUAGGUUUAGUUACUAUAACAAU